Molecule: messenger RNA, 1287 nt
Organism: Prunus armeniaca (apricot)
Lineage: Eukaryota; Viridiplantae; Streptophyta; Magnoliopsida; Rosales; Rosaceae
Source: the annotation of a GenBank genome assembly
AUGUCCUUGAAACGGCCGAUCGCUACGAAGAGGGAGACAAAAGUGAUCGAGCGCGUUCAGUCAAGGAUAUCAGAGGAAGGUCACUUUCACAAGGCUCUACUUGAUUACAAGAACUUGUACAAGGCAGGUCUAAUCAGCGAGCUUGAGUACCAUCGAAGGAAGGAGGAAGAAGAAGAAAAAGAUAGGCAAAGUAAUGGCAGGAGGGAGAGAGAUGACGAAGACGAAAACUGGUUUCUCGCGGCCGAAGACGAAGACGCCGCGCUAGGCCGAGGGUGCAUCGGCACAAGAGGGGUGGCCGAGGCCGAACUGAUACGAGAGGCCCACCUCCAAGUCACCGGGAAGAGGGUGAUAGAAGGUGCCCUCGAUGUGACCCCUCUACCGAAGAGGCCAAGGGGGCUGAACGAGGAAGCAGCCGUCCUCGUGCCAGACGAUGACGAGGAUACCGAGGCUGACCUAGUGAACAUUGCCUGCCCUCGGAAGGUGGUGUCGUUCGUGAACUGCUUCAUCGAGGGCGCUCAGAUGGAGCUUCCAGAGUUGGAGCAGUUGCCGAUGAAGUCCUUGCGCGAACAGGCCGGUCAAGCCUUCCGCCUCCAGGCUGCCGCGAACAUGGAGAUGUGGCUCGGCAUGAAGCGGGCUGUCAAUACGGCCGAGCAUGUCCAAAAAAAAGGGGAGGACGACCGAGCCAAAGUUGCCGAAGCUGGUAAGAUGCUGCAGGAGGCGGAUCGGCACGCAGAGGAGAAUGCCGCCAAGAUUGCCGAGCUAUCUUCCAGGUUGGCAGAGGCGGAGAGGGCGGCAGUGGAUGCUGACGAGGCGAGGGCGAGGGCAGAGGCGGCGAAGGAGGCCGUGCUUCGGUCUCGGGUGACGGAAGUGGAAGAAGCCAAGAAACAGGCCAUAGCGAAGUACCGAGACUCGCCUGACUUCGUGGCAUUCCUUGACAAGGAGGUGAUGGUGCAGUGCGAGGAUCUCAUCUACCGGUUCAAGCGUUUUAACGCGGACAAAAAAUUGAAUUUGAACUUCCUCCGGGAACCGCCGCCGUUGCCCGAGAGGGUGACCGAGGAUAUGGUAGAGGCAUACCUCGGGGAGGAUGCCGAAGCGGAGACCUCGAGUGGCUCGGAGUCAGACAAUGAGGAAGAAAAUUGCCGUUUGAAAGUUAGAUUGUACAAAAGCGUAGUGGCGGAAAGUCCAGUCACUUGUAAUAAAAUUUCAAAUGUUAAACAUUCCAAGGGUGGCCGAGGGUGUGACCAACGGAGCCACGCAAUCGGUAGGUGCCGGGUCGGCAGAUGCUGA